UAUAUUCAAAUCGAACAACUUUCCUUGGAGGAAAUAAGAUCGAUUUUUUAAUUCUUUGAAUGGAAGAAGGAAGUGGUUAUAUCGUAUAUAUAUGGCUAUAUGGUAUAUAUCGUGUAGAUAUUCGAAUGUAUUUCAGUCAUUUAAAUUGAAAAGUGAAUUUGGAUUCUUUUUCAAUUUGCAAAAUGUCAGACAUCAGGGCGUUAUUUCUUAUGAAAAAACAGAAAACUUCUCAUCAAAAGUUUCAAAUUCCCGAUUCCUCGGACGAGUAUGACACAUUUCAGGAAGAAGUUCUGCAGACUACAAAAAAUACGUCUGAUGUCAUACAACAAGUUAAUAAUUACGUUGCUCUUAUAAAGGAGGAGAUGCACCAAUUACGAAUGACAGUGGAGGUAUUCAACGCAGAUUUAGCAAAGCAGAUGAGGACCCUCAUUUCGAAUUUGAAAGCACACGCCGAUUCUAAGCCUGAUUCCCCAAGCCAAAGAGGGGGAACUAAAAAUGAGAAGGGGCAGAUGUUAGUGCCAACAGGAACAACAGCGCCAGACAAGGGAACAACAGAAUCAAAUAGAAUCGGUAACAGAGCACCUAUCAAUACUAAUUCAAAAAAGAAGAUAGACGAAAAAGAUCACAAUUCCGACAAUUUAAAAAAGAUUGCAGCUUUGCAAAAAAUCAGCAAUGAACAAAAUGAAUUGAGAAAAAUCAUGAUGAUGGCAGCUAAUAUGGCAAAUGAAUUGGAGAAUGAGGGUAAAAUUUCAUUGGAAGGUCUCCUUGAGCUUAGAAAAGGUGUAAAUAGAUAUGCCGAAAAUUUAGAGAGUGCCGAUGUAGAAUAUGCUCGGAAAAAGGAGGAAAAAAGAAGGGAGGAUGAAAUGAAAAAACAAUUAGAGGAAGAAGAAAGGAAAAAAGAACAAGCAAAAAAAGAAGCAAAAAGAGCAGAAGAAGAAGAAAGAAAAAGAAAAGCUAGAGAGGAAAAGCAUAAAAAAAAUAAAGAGGCGAGAAGAAUAUUAGAAUUAGAAGCUAAGAAGAAGGAAGAAGAAAGGAAACAGGAAGAACUGGAGAGAAAAAGAAAGAAAGAAGAGGAAGAAGAAAAGAUAAGAAAAGAAAAGGAGGAAAACAAAAGGAGACGGGACUGGAGGAAUUGGGAACCAAUGAUAUACUACCGACAGGAUGGAACAACAACCAUCAAUGAUGGAAUAAUUUGUAUUGCACUGGCCAUGGAAGGUGGGAUUACUCAGGAUGACCUUACCUGCUACGCGUCUGAUGGUAAUAAAGAAAGAGAGAAGUGUCUCGAACAAGACAAAAGAGAAAUCCCCAUCUCCACUCUAGUAACGGUCAAACCAUCCACAAAGUCGGCAAUACGUCUUCAGGAACCAAUCCGCAUUUUCAUUCCACACCAGGCCAAUAGAGGAUGUAGGGAAUUGAUCGUCAGAACUUCCAUUGAUGGUGGUACUUGGAAGACAAUGGACUAUGAGUCGGGCAUUCCUCCUCAAGUUGAUUUAGAGGACAUCCAAAUGGUGCAAAUUGCAAUCAACAACUUUAAAUCUGUUGGAAUAAUAGUUGCUUCUCGGCCCAAAAUGCAUGCCUUCAGCCUUGGCAGAGAUGGGGGGAUUGUUGAAACUGACUCUCCAAAUAAGACCAUACUCACAGCUCCAAACGGAUGUUUUUCAGAGAAAACUAACGGAUCAAUUCAGAUCACUGACAGAAAACAUUCGACAGAAAUGGCAAAAGAUGUAGAUGACUUACGAAACGCUCAAGUAGCAUUAACUCCACAUACUAUCACUCUGGAUAAAAAGAGCAAAUCAAAUCUUACAUUGGAGGUUUAUCCAGAGCUUAAGAGAAGAGUCACUAGAUCCCAAUCUGCACUGAAGGCAUGCGAGAACAUAAUGAUAAAGAAAAUGGAUGCUGAAAAAGUAGCAGAUAUCCUUUACGGAAAGGGAACACUGGUUAACUCCUCAACCAUUCAAGAAAUCAAGCGAAAAAAAUUACCCGAAGACAAAGCAAUGGCGUUGUUAGAAAAGUUGAAAUUUUGUGACAAGGAUCAGUUCCAGGAUCUGGUUGAUUCUCUUGAAGAAUCAAAUCAGCAACAUAUUGCAAACGAAUUGAAAAAAGCUCUCGACGAUAUAGAACACUUAGAGUUAGGAAGUGAUUUUGUUGAUGCAAGCGAAGACAAGGUAGCUUUGUUAUCAUGCAAAAAUGGAGAGGGCUGGACUAUCGUAGAUUUUGACAAAGUAAAAGAUGUCCCAGGGGCAUGUCGACUGCAAUUGUUCACAGGAGGCAAAUCUUACAGCGUGGUUGGAUUAAUUGUUCCUAAGUCAACUAAAGAUUCGGAAUUAUCUCGAAUGGCAGAGUUGUUCUACACAUCAUCAGAGCAGUUUCGAUUGCGACUUAUCGUGAAACAACAUAGCGAAAACAAAUACCGUUUGGCUAUUCGCUGUGUCAAUCCGGAAAUGUUUUCAACAACGAUGGCCGAACUGCGAAAUAUGAGCUAUACGAAAGGACCAAGCGAAAGUUUCGAAUUCAAUGUGAAAGAAGGAGAGACAAUAUGGUUACAGUUACUAGGAAAUCGAAAGUUUGUUUCGCAGCAGAGCCCUGAAGUCAAUUUUAAGGUGUAUCUCAGCUCCAUCUACACGAUGGAUGUUCGGAUUUCCGAACCAAAAGGAAAAGAAAGUACAUCUAAAUUUCGAAAUGAUCUUCAGUAUAACGUUGGCCUUACAGAACAGAGGCCCCCUCGCCACGGAGUCUUUAAAUUACAGUUGUAAAUAUUGGAAACGUACUCUGGCUGAUAUAUCUUGUAAAAAAUGACAAUGGAAACAAUUUAAUGGAGUCGCAUUUUUACAUGUAUUUACAUUUUAGAUUGAAAUGCCACUACGUUCAUGAUACUAGUACGUCAUUUAGUCUUAGAGCACCUUAUGUUUUUUAUUGUUUUGGAAUUAGGUUCGUAAAUGUAUUUCUUUUUUACAUCUUUCUCUGACGAAGAACUUUUGAUUGACUGUUCAUUUAACAACUAAAUGUAUUCUGUAAAUUAAACGA
Messenger RNA from Magallana angulata, 3024 nucleotides. RefSeq lists its product as uncharacterized. The transcript has 11 exons. Lineage: Eukaryota; Metazoa; Mollusca; Bivalvia; Ostreida; Ostreidae. The record is from RefSeq and is a predicted model, not a curated record. Bases 183 to 2753 code for a protein of 856 amino acids.